Theileria equi strain WA is the source of this 327-nucleotide messenger RNA. RefSeq lists its product as hypothetical. The transcript has 2 exons. Bases 1 to 327 code for a protein of 108 amino acids. Lineage: Eukaryota; Apicomplexa; Aconoidasida; Piroplasmida; Theileriidae. The record is from RefSeq and is a predicted model, not a curated record.
AUGGGUAAACUUGUGAAACCAUAUGUGAAUACUGGUAUGAUUGACUUGAGACUCAUUGAUACGGAGACGGCAUUUCGUAUAAUAACAUUUCUAGACGAGCGACUUCUGGAAUCUCCAGAGGAGGGGGCAUAUAUAAGAAAACCUGGCGUUGAUUCCGUACACACGUGCAACUUUGAGCUCGAUGACGACGUUUACUGUUCAAACGGCAACAUUUCAAAGGAUGACGAAUACACACUCUUCACUCCAAGGUCCAGUUUUGACGCUUUGGGAGACGCAAUCACCCAGAGAGCUAUCGCACAGUUGAAAUAUGCAACUACAAAACAGUGA